This is a messenger RNA of Vombatus ursinus (common wombat), 1465 nucleotides long. RefSeq names its product elongator acetyltransferase complex subunit 4 (gene ELP4). Lineage: Eukaryota; Metazoa; Chordata; Mammalia; Diprotodontia; Vombatidae. The transcript has 10 exons. Bases 16 to 1323 code for a protein of 435 amino acids. Gene Ontology annotation, biological process: tRNA wobble uridine modification. Gene Ontology annotation, cellular component: transcription elongation factor complex; cytoplasm; elongator holoenzyme complex. The record is from RefSeq and is a predicted model, not a curated record.
ACGGGGAGAAACAAGAUGGCGGCCUUGACAACCGGCGUCGGCGGUGCCGGGCGAACGGCAGCGGGAGACCCGAGGGCGGCGAUGGCAGCGGCGGCGGGAGGCGACGAGACGGACAGCGGCGGCGGCUGCAGCUUCCGCAGGAAGGGUCCCGCGCCCGGGAGCGGCGGCAGCGGCGGCGCUCGGCUGCGCUCCAUUGCGGGGACGCGGCCGUCGGUGCGGAAUGGACAGCUGUUGGUGUCCGCCGGCCUCCCGGCCCUGGACCAGCUCUUAGGUGGUGGUUUAGCUGUUGGAACACUGCUUCUAAUUGAGGAGGACAAAUAUAAUAUUUACUCCAAUUUGCUCUUCAAGUAUUUCUUGGCUGAGGGAAUAGUCUGUGGGCAUACUUUGUUGGUUGCCUCUGCUAAAGAAGACCCUGAUGACAUUUUACAGGAACUUCCUGAACCAUUACAUGAUGAUAAGUAUAGAAAAGAGCUUGAUGAUGUAAGUAGUCGUAAAUCACAAGGAGAGCCAGAUAUUUCCAUGAAGAUAGCCUGGCGUUAUCAAAACUUACCCAAAAUGGAGACUGGUCCAGGAUCAUCUUCAAGAUUUGGUCACUAUUAUGAUAUGUCAAAAAGGAUGCCCCAAGAGAUAAUUCAGUCUGCAAAAUGGCACAGAUUUUUCCUUCCAGAAGAAAUUACUUCAUAUCCUAACGUAGAAUCCUGUGCUCUGACCCAUGGCUACACAAAGCUUCUUCACUCCAUCCAGAGAAUCGUGUCUGAGGAAGGAUUCGACGGCUCCUGUCCGCAGAAAAAACAAAAAAACAUUUUAAGAAUUGGGAUUCAGAGUCUUGGCUCACCUUUGUGGGGAGAUGACAUCUGCUGUGCUGACACCCCUGAACAUAUGCAUAGUCUUACAAGAUUCCUGUAUGUCCUCCGUGGUCUUCUCAGAAUGUCCCUCUCAGCCUGUGUCAUCACAGUGCCAUCACAUCUAAUUCAGAAUAAAGCAAUUACUGCACGAGUUAGAAACUUGUCGGAUACAGUAGUUGGUCUUGAAUCAUUUCUCGGUUCUGAGAGAGAAGCCAGUUCUCUAUAUAAGGAUUUCCAUGGUUUGAUUCACAUACACCAGAUCCCCCGGCUCAAUAGCCUGAUUGGCGAUGUGUCCGACACGAAGGACCUUGCUUUCAAACUCCAAAGGAAAGUCUUCACCAUUGAGAGACUGCAUUUGCCUCCAGACUUGUCAGACACAGUGAGCCGCUCGAGCAAACAGGAUCUGGUGGAAUCCGCCAAACAGCUGAGCCUGGGAUGUGGCGUGAUGGCUGAAGGCAAAGAGCGCCUGGACUUCUAGGGAUUGCUACUUGGGGGCCUCUCUCAGACUCCUGUGACACCUGCUUUAUACCCUCUUUGAGGUUACCAAUGGCUUAUGUGAAUAUUUUUCUUAAUGAUUUAACCCAACAAUCUUAAAAACCCAUAAAGAAUUUUUAAAAUGG